Messenger RNA from Cyprinodon variegatus (sheepshead minnow), 866 nucleotides. Its product is annotated as heat shock protein beta-7-like. The transcript has 3 exons. The coding region runs from base 1 to 564 and encodes 187 amino acids. NCBI's taxonomy places the organism in Eukaryota, Metazoa, Chordata, Actinopteri, Cyprinodontiformes, Cyprinodontidae. The record is from RefSeq and is a predicted model, not a curated record.
AUGGCAUCGCUGAUGACUUCCAGUCAGAGAUCUUCUUCAUCGUAUCGCUCCUCAUCACGUUAUAGCGCCUCCAGCUCCUAUCGAUCCGAUGGAUCCCAGGACGGAUCCUCCCAUUCUCUUUUUGAGCCUUUUAUCGACUCUGCCAAAUGCUCUGGUCUGUUUGGAGAGGGGGGCCCCGGGGGGCCCGACAGUCUGCCCCACUUCAGCACACUCAGCAGGCCGUCCUCUGGACCUCCAGGUGGCGCUGUAACGAGCUGGCCCAGCGGGGCAGGAAGUGGGCCGGGUUGCCUCGCUGACUCCUACUGCAUGACGGCCGACCUCCGCCAGUUUGAGCCUCAUGACGUGGUGGUGAUGGCCUACGGCCACCAUGUGGUCGUCCACGCACAGAGGGUUCUGGAUGAUGGGAGCGUCGGUAACACCUUCACCCGUAAAACCUCCUUCCCAGAGGACAUGGACCCCUUGUCUCUCAGUGGGACCCUGAACCCAGAGGGGACCCUCAGGGUCACCGUAUGCCGGACCACCGAGGCCCUGGGGCCUGCCCGUCACAGCAAGGCUGACCUCUGACCCCUCCUCUUUGGGACAUAGAUAGCAGUUAUCUAGAUGUGUGCUGACUUUUUCAUCAAGUUUGUAAAAAUAUAAAAAAAUGUUCCAGAAAUUCAUGGUUUCUGUUUUGUGCUGAGUUCAUCUGAAACUUUAAACAGGAAUAAACUGAACCUGAAGAUCUAUAGAGCAGCUGAUGGUUCAGCUUCCAGUUAUACUCCUGGGGAGGAGGUGCUGACUAAACACUGGAGGAGCAGUUCAGAGGAGCAUGGUCCUCAAACAUCUGCUGAGGAUGAAGCUCUGAAUAAAGGAACAUUUUUGGAAUG